AUGGAAGAAUCAACAGUGACAGACUUAAUUCAACAAGAAAUUAAAAAAGGCUUUCUAUCAGGACCAUUUCAAAUACCACCAUUUAAACAGUAUCGUGUUAGUCCUAUCGGGCUUGCGACGGGUAAAUAUUCUGGCAAAAAGAGGUUAAUUGUGGAUUUGUCUGCCCCACAUGAAGAUGAGAACAACCCCAGUGUUAAUGAACUUAUCAAUAAAGAGGAAUGUUCUCUUUCUUAUGUACGUAUCGAGGAUGCUAUCGAUAUCAUAAAGAAAAUAGGACCUGGUGCAGUGAUGUGCAAAACAGACAUAUCCGAUGCAUUUAAAUUGAUACCUAUACAGCCAUCACAAUGGCAUCUUUUCUGUGUUAAGUGGGACAAUCAGUAUUAUUACUACAAGCGCUUAGCCUUCGGAUGUAGGUCCAGCCCUAAAAUAUUUGACAAUCUAUCACUAGCUAUUUGUUGGAUAGCAAGUGAAAAUUACAAGGUGCGGAAUAUCUUGCAUCUGCUAGAUGACUUUAUAACUAUCAAUUCACCAAAGGUAGAUGGCAAGCUCACCAUGGAUACUUUAUUGCACAUAUUUGAGACUUUAGAAAUUCCUCUGGCGUCUCACAAAACUGAAGGUCCUUGCUGUGAGGUGGAAUAUUUAGGAAUUGUGUUAGAUUCAGUAAAGAUGGAAGCUAGAUUGCCUGUUGUUAAACUUGAGAGGUUACUUCAGAUGUUGAAAGAAUUCGACGGAAGAAAAUCACUGACAAAGUUAGAGUUGUUGCAGUUACUUGGGCAUUUAAAUUUUGCUUCGCGUGUGGUUCCUGUGGGGAAGUCUUUCAUCUCUUACCUGAUCACACUUUCGACAACAGUAACUUCUAUGAGACAUCAUGUCAGACUGAAUUUUGAUUGUCGAGAAGAUAUCCAUAUGUGGAUCUACUUUCUGAUACAUUGGAACGGGAUCUCUCUUUUUCGUGAUUCCAAUAUAUCACAGGCAGCAGACAUGGAACUGUAUACGGACGCUUCGGCCACUUUAGGUUUUGGAGGAUACUUCCAGGGGAAAUGGUUUUCUUCGGAAUGGCCAGUUAACCUACAACUGCACGGCAAACAGUCUAAAAAGGCUAGCUCAGUGUCUAUAGCAUACAGAGAGCUUUAUCCUAUAGUAGUAGCUUGUAUUCUGUGGGGCCGUUAUUGGGAGAGGAAACAAGUGUUAUUCUGGUGUGACAAUAUAGCUACGGUAGAUAUUAUAAACAAAGGUAGAUCUAAAGCCCUGAAUAUGAUGCCGCUUAUGAGGAAAUUGACUUUAUGUGCUGCUCAGAACAAUUUUACUGUAUAG
Pecten maximus is the source of this 1314-nucleotide messenger RNA. RefSeq lists its product as uncharacterized. Bases 1 to 1314 code for a protein of 437 amino acids. Lineage: Eukaryota; Metazoa; Mollusca; Bivalvia; Pectinida; Pectinidae. The record is from RefSeq and is a predicted model, not a curated record. The transcript has a single exon.